UUUAAUAUUUAAUUAGAAAGAUGAUUUUCUUAUAUUUUCCUGCCCUCUCGCUCGCUUCAAAAUCCCAUUACUGAUACAACACAGUACAGCUCCAUAUUCUCUCUCUCUCUCUAGAAUUAACCGCAGCUGCAUUCACAGCCGAGAGACCACGGUCAAAAGAGUUCACUACUGUAAAGAUAUAAUUCACACACUGUGAAUUUGUAUAUCUGUGUGCUGGGAUUUGUCGGUGGCGCUCGAGUCCCCAGUCCGUAGCUCUUCAUUCCUGAUUUCUCAUUUCUCACUAGGAAGAAGAUUAUUGUGUUUUUACUGUGGGAUCCUAUGAAGUCUACCAUUUUCAAAGAAAGAUCGAGUCUUAUACUCGCAGCUGCGUAAGUAAAUCCGUUGACUAGCUCUCUUGCGACCUUUGUUCAAAAAUUCCUUUUGUUAGCUGUUGCGCGCGCGACCGUCGAUUCACUUGGCCGCAGUUUUCCGUUCAUCCCGGCAGAGAGCUUGUUAUUUGUGCAUUGCGGCUCAAAAUCCAAGAAUUCCUUUAACGACCGAAUUCAAGAAGCUUCAACCUUAAUUUUCUUGGCAUGUGUUUCCAUAAUUGUCAAGAAACUCUAACAGAGAUCUGACUGCAACAGUUUUUCCACAAUGGAAGAAGGCAAUAUAAUCAGGCCAUCACCAUUAAGGCCCGGAGGCUCCUUAAAGUCCCCUUCGUCGGGAAAAUCGAGCCCAAGGGGUUCUCCUUCUUUCCGGAGAUUAAACUCAGUUCGAACCCCAAGAAGAGAAUCCAAGCCUUUAGUGCUCUUCGGCUCCCACUGUUUUAGAAGCAAUCGAGUUGUCCUCUGGCUGCUUCUGAUCACUCUCUGGGCUUACGCCGGAUUCUAUUUCCAGUCAAGGUGGGCCCACGGAGAUAACAAAGAGAAUCUCUUCAGCGGCGGUUAUGGUGGUGAGAACAUUGGGCCCCCGCGUCCGAACGAGAGGGACCUAAUCGCAAAUAUCAAUGUGGACAAUUCGAGUUUCAGGAAUGUUGACGUGAAUGUGAGUAAGAAAGCAAGUGGUGGUGUUUUUUCGAGCAAGAACAAGUCGACGAAAAAGAAAAGUAAGAGAUCCGCGCGCACGUCGCGUAAAAAGAGCCAGAGUAAACCGAAAGUAUUCGCAGACGAGUCGGAAAGUGAAAUUGAUUUUCAGAUGGAUGAAAUUCCGAAGCAGAACACGACGUAUGGGUUUCUUGUGGGCCCAUUUGGGUCCGUGGAAGAUUCUGUUUUGGAGUGGAGUCCUGAAAAGAGGAGGGGGACUUGUGACAGGAAGGGCGCGUUUGCCCGUCUCGUCUGGUCGAGGAAAUUCGUCUUGAUCUUUCACGAGCUGUCCAUGACGGGUGCCCCGCUGGCAAUGAUGGAGCUGGCAACAGAGUUCUUGAGCUGUGGGGCCACGGUUUCGGUUAUAGUUCUUAGCAGAAAGGGAGGUUUGAUGACGGAGCUUGUGAGGAGGAAGAUCAAGGUACUGGAGGAUAAGACGGAUUUGAGUUUUAAGACGGCCAUGAAGGCUGAUCUGAUAAUUGCGGGGUCCGCUGUUUGUUCGAACUGGAUUGAAAAUUACCUCUCACGUACGGUUCUCGGCUCCAGCCAAAUCAUGUGGUGGAUCAUGGAGAACAGACGAGAAUAUUUCAACCGGACAAUGCCUGUUCUCAACCGAGUCAAGAAGCUAAUCUUCCUCUCGCAAUCACAAUCCAAACAGUGGCUCGAUUGGUGCCAGCAAGAGAACAUCCAACUCAAAUCCGAACCUGCUCUCAUCCCACUUUCGGUCAAUGAUGAGCUGGCGUUUGCUGCCGGCAUCCCCUCAUCCCUCAACACCCCAUCAUUCACCACUCAAAACAUGCUCGAGAGAAAACAGCUGUUGAGAAAUGCCGUCAGAAAAGAAAUGGGACUUGCAGAUAGUGACAUGCUGGCUAUUACACUAAGCAGCAUAAACUCAGGAAAGGGCCAGCUGUUGCUUCUUGAGUCCGCACGCUUGAUGAUUGAAAACGGGCCCUCGGUGGAUAAAUCUGGCGGUAAAGAUUCGAUUUUUACGGAACAUGAUUAUUACUCAAGGGGGUUGCUCGGGAGUCGGGAGAGAGAAGGUGGGAUGGAUAGAAUCAAAAUUCUUAUUGGGUCAGUGGGGUCGAAAAGUAACAAGGUGCUUUAUGUGAAAACACUUCUGAGGUAUUUAGCCGAGCACUCGAACUUGUCGAGAUCUGUCUUGUGGACCCCAGCGACAACUCGUGUUGCGUCUCUAUAUGCAGCAGCGGAUGCUUAUGUGAUGAACUCUCAGGGACUUGGAGAGACAUUUGGACGAGUAACAAUUGAAGCAAUGGCAUUUGGACUUCCUGUGCUCGGAACUGAUUCAGGUGGCACAAAAGAGAUUGUCGAGCACAAUGUGACUGGUCUCCUCCACCCUUUGGGCCGCCCAGGGGCCCAAAUUCUCGCAAGAAAUCUUGAAUUUCUGCUGAAAAAUCGGUUGGCUAGGCAAGAAAUGGGGAUGAGAGGUCGAGAGAAGGUGGAGAAAAUGUACUUAAAGAAGCAUAUGUUCCAGAAAUUUGGUGAGGUUCUGUACAAGUCCAUGAGAAUAAAGUAAUAGGUUUUUGUGUUCAUUCUUCCCGCUUUUUCAUUCGAAGCCUACAGAGUAUUGAUUAGUUGGAGUGCUGUUUUUUAAUGGUUUAUAGUGAUAGCAAAUGUUCCAAAUUUCACCACAAUAUUCCUUCAUAGAGAGAUCUCUUUUACUCGUUGAUGUUUGUUCAUCUGUUUUUCUUUCAUUAUCUCUGUCAUCAUCAAUAACUAAAUUCCAAUCUGUACUUGCUUGCUUUGGAGUGCAAAGUCAUUUUCUGUGUUUACAACACCUUUUGAAAUAUUAUACAUAGACUCGACAUUUAAAAUAAUACCCAUAUAUAAAUCAUUUCCAAAUGCAUUAUAGAUCAAAAGAUAAUGCAAUUUAAGACUCAAAUGCAAAAAUAAAACUCAUAUUA
Messenger RNA from Striga asiatica, 2983 nucleotides. NCBI's taxonomy places the organism in Eukaryota, Viridiplantae, Streptophyta, Magnoliopsida, Lamiales, Orobanchaceae. The record is from the annotation of a GenBank genome assembly.